This is a messenger RNA of Mytilinidion resinicola, 255 nucleotides long. RefSeq lists its product as uncharacterized. Lineage: Eukaryota; Fungi; Ascomycota; Dothideomycetes; Mytilinidiales; Mytilinidiaceae. The transcript is spliced from 2 exons. Gene Ontology annotation, molecular function: endopeptidase inhibitor activity. Bases 1 to 255 code for a protein of 84 amino acids. Gene Ontology annotation, biological process: vacuole fusion, non-autophagic. The record is from RefSeq and is a predicted model, not a curated record.
AUGGCCAGAGCCCCUCUCAAGUCCGUCAUUGUUAGCUAUCCGGACAGCACACCGAACUCAGUCCUAGACAAGGCAAAGUCUGCUAUUGUGGAAGCCGGCGGAAUCAUCACUCAUGAAUAUAGUAAGUCUGUGCGAGCCUUUUCCUGCAACGCGCCCACCGCUGUUCUGGAGAAUGUGCAGGCCUGGGGCAACGAGUACAACGCGCUGGUCGAAGAAGACUCCGUUGUCACGACAUUCGGCGGAGGAAAGGAGUAG